Camellia sinensis is the source of this 1347-nucleotide messenger RNA. Lineage: Eukaryota; Viridiplantae; Streptophyta; Magnoliopsida; Ericales; Theaceae. The record is from RefSeq and is a predicted model, not a curated record.
CAAGCCCCUUCCCAAACGAUAUAAAUUUAGGCAUCAAAUGGAGAUGUCUUGGCCCGGGACAAGUGAAUGUGAUAGUCACUACAUUUCUCCAAACCCUUCACAAACCCUAAUGGAGCAAGCGCUGCCGGAGCUUCCGCCCGAGGUGAUCUCCGAGAUACUGUCUCGACUGCCGGUGAAACCACUCCUCCAAUUCAGGUGCGUAUCCAAACCAUGGUGUUCUCUAAUCGACAGCCCUACCUUCAUCAAAAUGCACCUUCACCGAUCCAUUCAAUCCCGAUCCAAUCUCUCCCUCAUUGUCACUAAGUUGAACUCGAACAUCCCAAACCUACUAUGCUCCGUACACUUCGAUAAGCUGGACAUAGAUUUUGAGCUCUAUCAACCACUCACGUUUGAGAAACGAUUGGAUCAAGUUUGGAAUUUCUGCAAUGGCUUGCUCUGUUUGUCUUUCAGAAACGUAGAAGUUGUUUUGUCGAACCCAUCAACUCGAAAGUAUUUGGAAUUACCUCUCUUGCCGAUCGAAAUCCCAGUGGCUUCCUGUCGUAUGUUUGUUGUUUUUUAUGGACUUGGGUACGAUUCAGUGAGUGAUGACUACAAGGUGAUGAGGAUUACCCAGUUUAAUGGUGCUGGUUUUGUGCAUUUUGAAUCUAAAGUUAGGGUUUAUAGUUUAAAAUCGGAUUAUUGGAGGAAAGUUGGUGAUUUUCCUCAUCACCUUAAACUUGAUCCAUGCACUGGUUUACUUGUUGGUGGGGCUUUGCAUUGGAGUGUGAAUCCGAAACCAAUGUUGGUUGAUGGACCUCGCGCUCUUAUUGCAUUCGAUCUUGGGUCGGAGGAAUACCGAAUGGUGCCUCUACCCGAGUGUGGGGCUGUCGAUUUUCAUUUGAAGUUUGCGGUCUUGGAUGGAUGCCUUUGUGUGCUUCACCAUUAUCAUAAGAAGGGUAUUGAUUUAUGGGUGAUGAAGGAGUAUGGGGUGAAGGAAUCUUGGACUAAAUUGAUCUACAUUGAGAACUCGAACGUAAUUAAUUGUUUUGCUAUUUAUUUGGAGCCCUUGGCAUAUUCAAAGAAUGGUAAGAAGGUUCUCUUCCAACAUAACUCUCAGAGAUUUCUUUGGUAUAACUUAGAAAGGAAGACAGUUGAGAUGGUUGAGAUUUAUGGUAAGCCAGACGUUUUGGAAACAACUGUAUGCUUGGGUAGCCUUGUUCCACUUGAUGGUGGUCGUCUGGAUGAUAGCAAGGACCAAGCAACAAAAGACAAAAAGAAGAAAAAGGUCUUCAGAAGUUAUGAUUUCCUGUCAAAGAGGUUCAAGCUGCUGCUGCAAGCCACUGUUAGAAGGAGCAAGAAGGUGUUGAG